UACUGGCCUGCUGUAGUGCUGCAGGGUCGACUUAAAAUGGGCCUAACCCUCUCAGGAGCCUUGCUCUCCCGCCGCCGGCCCCACCCCGCCGCCGAACUCCUCUUUGCAUCCCGCUGCGAAGCUCACCGCCCAACCUCGUCCCAGCCCGACUACGUUCUGUACAAGGUCGCCGAACUACUGUUUUCCCCGACGCUUCCUCCUCCUCUAUUCUUCCCGGGCCAUGAGAGACCUCCACUUCCCGCUGAACCAGACCCAGAGGGUCCGCCUCGAGGCUGCGCUCCACGAACUGCAGACCCUCGCCCCCGCCGCCGCAUCUGCCGCCUCCGUCACUGUCGCGGACAGCAUCCCCGUCAACCAAGAGGACAAUAUUCUCAAAGGGCAUGGUGCGGCGGAUCACGAUGGGGAGGUGGUGGCGACACUGUGCGGCGUCGUGGAGCGGGUCAACAAGCUUGUCUAUGUGCGGACGCUCCGGCGAGGUAUAAACCGGAGGUUGGCGACAUCAUUGUUGGCCGUGUCAUUGAGAUUGCUCCUAAACGCUGGAGGUUGGAGAUAAACUUUACCCAAGAUGCUGUUUUAAUGCUUUCUUCUAUGAAUUUGCCUGAUGGAAUCCAGAGAAGGAGAACUGCUGUUGAUGAGCUUAAUAUGCGGAGUAUAUUUGAAGAAAAUGACGUUGUCUGUGCUGAAGUUCGUGGUUUCCAACAUGAUGGAUCUCUUCACCUACAAGCAAGGAGUCAAAAGUAUGGAAAGCUUCAGAGGGGUCAAUUGCUCACAGUGCCUGCAUAUUUGGUAAAACGGCGGAAGCAGCACUUCCAUCACCUUGAGCAAUAUGAUGUCGACUUGAUUCUUGGUUGCAAUGGGUUCAUUUGGGUUGGGCAGCAUGUUCUGGUGCGUGAAAAUACUGAACUGAAGGAAGAUCAACACAAGUUGAGUGACGAAGUGGACACUUUUACCUCAAUAGAAACUAGAAAACACAUUUGUCGGCUUGCCAAUGCUGUGCGUGUGCUUUCGGCCCUAGGAUUCAUUCUUACCAUUGAACUGAUAAUUCAGACCGCUGAAGCAAGCCUAUCAUCAAAUGUCGAGAUAAAUGCCAUGCUCGGAGCUGAAUUUUAUGUUCAGACAGCGGAGAGAGAGGCUAGGCGUCGAGCUGACCUCGUGAGAAAGAAGAAUGGAGCAAGGUAGAAGUAAAACCUGCUGGUUCUGGGGCCGGUUCUAGCAGCUUGAUUGGUAGACCACAGUACCUGUGCUGAUCUGUAAAAGUUUCUGACCUGUACGAGAUCUGUAAACAGGAAGUUGCAUCUUCAAUGCCAGCCAUCGUACCCUAUUACUCUGUGAAACCUAGAGGUGCAAGGACCUUUAGAUACUGGCUUCCUCCACUCUGCUGCUGUGUAUGCAUUUAGUGGUAGCAACAGCAAUGUCAACAGCGGCGAGGUGUCCGGACCCACCAUGUUAACUCACUUUUCUUUACAUGUGCGUUUGACGUGCUUUGCCGCAUUCUAUUGUAUGAACUGGGCUUGAAGUUUGUGGUGGUUAAAUUCUUGUUUUCAUAUCA
This is a messenger RNA of Brachypodium distachyon (stiff brome), 1549 nucleotides long. RefSeq names its product exosome complex component RRP4 homolog. The record is from RefSeq and is a predicted model, not a curated record. NCBI's taxonomy places the organism in Eukaryota, Viridiplantae, Streptophyta, Magnoliopsida, Poales, Poaceae. Bases 37 to 1179 code for a protein of 380 amino acids. Gene Ontology annotation, molecular function: RNA binding. The transcript has 7 exons. Gene Ontology annotation, cellular component: nuclear exosome (RNase complex); cytoplasmic exosome (RNase complex). Gene Ontology annotation, biological process: exonucleolytic trimming to generate mature 3'-end of 5.8S rRNA from tricistronic rRNA transcript (SSU-rRNA, 5.8S rRNA, LSU-rRNA); nuclear polyadenylation-dependent rRNA catabolic process; CUT catabolic process.